Messenger RNA from Lepus europaeus (European hare), 848 nucleotides. RefSeq names its product BUD31 homolog (gene BUD31). Bases 247 to 681 code for a protein of 144 amino acids. The record is from RefSeq and is a predicted model, not a curated record. Lineage: Eukaryota; Metazoa; Chordata; Mammalia; Lagomorpha; Leporidae. Gene Ontology annotation, cellular component: spliceosomal complex; nucleus. Gene Ontology annotation, biological process: mRNA splicing, via spliceosome. The transcript is spliced from 6 exons.
GGCGGGGCUCCGCGGGGUCCUUAUCCGUCGGCGAUCCUUGGAGGAGCGGAAGCAGGCAACAGAGAAGCCGCGGGUCGAGGCGCGGGCGCUUCCGGGGCCACUGAGGGAAAGGGGCCUCCCCAGAGUCGCGGAGCGGUGGGCAGAGCUGCGCAGGAAUCUGAGCCCGUAACCCCAGAGACCGGACACCUUCCUGCCACUCUUGGAAAGCAGCUCUUAAGAUCUUUGCAGAUUAUCUUCUGGGCAAACAUGCCUAAAGUCAAAAGAAGCCGCAAAGCCCCUCCGGACGGCUGGGAGUUGAUAGAGCCCACGCUGGAUGAAUUGGAUCAGAAGAUGAGAGAGGCGGAAACAGAGCCCCACGAAGGGAAGCGGAAGGUGGAGUCUCUGUGGCCCAUCUUCAGGAUCCACCACCAGAAGACCCGCUACAUCUUCGACCUCUUUUACAAGCGGAAAGCCAUAAGCAGAGAACUCUACGAGUAUUGUAUUAAAGAAGGCUACGCGGACAAAAACCUGAUUGCGAAGUGGAAGAAGCAAGGUUACGAGAAUUUGUGCUGCCUGCGGUGCAUUCAGACACGGGACACCAAUUUUGGGACGAACUGCAUUUGCCGGGUUCCCAAGAGCAAGCUGGAAGUGGGUCGCAUCAUCGAGUGCACGCACUGUGGCUGCCGGGGCUGUUCUGGCUGAGGCCCUUGGACUCUGGACCCUGCGGUUCCUGCCUUUUAUGCCGCCUGCUUGCUGGGGGCUGCUCUUGCAGAGCAGUGCGCCAGGCCCCAGUGGGAGCGCAGCCUCUAGAGGCGAGGGCUUCGGGGAAUCAGCUGUGAUUUGUAAAAAUAAACCUUUUAACCUCUUGG